Molecule: messenger RNA, 429 nt
Organism: Clarias gariepinus (North African catfish)
Lineage: Eukaryota; Metazoa; Chordata; Actinopteri; Siluriformes; Clariidae
Product: interferon-induced transmembrane protein 1-like
Exons: 4
Coding region: 10-429 (139 amino acids)
Cellular component (GO): plasma membrane
Source: RefSeq, a predicted model, not a curated record
CUUAGCGAGAUGCAGAGCACUAUGAUUCCACUGAACGCCCAGCCUGAUGAUGGCAGAGUAGCAGGGGCAGUGGUGGUGUCCAUGCCUGAGCAUCCACCUGAUUACAUAGUGUGGUCAGUUGCCAACAUCUUUUAUGGAAACCCGUGCUGUCUGGGUCUGCUCGCCUUUUAUUACUCCAUCAAGUCUAGAGACCGUAUGCUGGUGGGGGACACGACGGGAGCUAGGUUGUAUGGUUCCAAGGCGUGUAUUACCAACGGGUGUACGCUUGCGCUUAUCAUUAUCCAAAUCAUCCUCAUCAUAGUGUUCUUUGUGAUGGUAAAAUAUGAAGUUGUUGCAGAGGUCACAGAGGACACUAAAACUAUGAAUGUGUUACAGGAACUCUACUACAACAUGCUGUACUCCCCCACAGUCAUGGCCUCACUCCAAUAG